UGUUUAGUUUCAGCUAGUGUUUGCAACUCCGACCUCAAAAGUUGUCGAAAAGUGUUGCUAACUAGUUGUCCAGAAAAGAAGCAACGGGGACAAACGUCAAUCAUCAUUUGUUCGCGCCAGCUUUCGACGCCCGGCCUGGAGAAGGCGUCGCUAUCUAGAAGUAAACUCUGAUACAGGACGGAGUGAUAGGAGGCCCAGUUUUUAAGCCUAACUCUUCACUACAAGGCACUCAUCAGUUGAAGUCGAGUCUCCUUUCCGCACAUUUGCUGCAGACAUGUUGCCGUCCAUCGUCGUAGUAAGCACGCUGAUCCUCGGCGCCGCCUUAGCAGAGAGCACAGUGUUCCUGCAGCGCAGCGCAGCAGGGCAGAUCCUACGCCCGUCCGCCAGGAAGCGACGAGGCAACUCCAACUUGCUGGAGGAGCUCUUUCCUGGAGACCUGGAGAGGGAAUGUUACGAGGAGAGGUGCUCACAGGAGGAAGCGGCUGAGAUCUUCCAGUCUCAAGAGAAGACGAUGGAGUUCUGGUUCAGAUACACAAACAUGAAUCCGUGUAGGACAAACCCUUGUCUCAAUGGCGGCAUGUGCACUAUGGAGCGAGGACACUUCCUGUGUCUCUGCCCUCCUCGCUUCCACGGCGAGACCUGCCACUCGGAGGUGUCGCUGUGUCGCUAUAAAAAUGGAGGCUGCCUGCAGUACUGUACAGACCUGCCUGGGGGCGCUGGUGUUCAGUGUGGCUGCGCUGACGGCUUCAAACUGGACUCAGAUGGACGCAGGUGUUCUAAGACAGAUCAGGUCAACGUCACGGUGGGCACGAACGUCACAUGGGAUGACAACUACACACACAGCUGGUUCAACUGGACACGCGGCAGCGAGGAGGUGGCAGUCAACUCGUCUCAGCUGCAGGAAGUGGGCGGGGCGAGCGGGCUGGCUGAGGGCUUGAGUCCUCGCAUCGUGGGAGGAACCUUAGAGAAGCCUGGAGGGAGUCCUUGGCAGGUUCUGAUCCGAAGGGUGGAUGGUUACGGUUUCUGUGGAGGAACGCUGGUGUCGGACCGCUGGGUGCUGUCUGCUGCUCACUGCUUCCAGCAGAGGGCGCACCACGUUACCAUAGGUGACUACGACAAGCAGCGUAAAGAUCCAGGUGAGCAGAUGAUUAAGGUCCAGCAGGUGCUGAUUCAUCCUUAUUUCCACUCGUUCACGCUGGACAGCGACAUUGCUCUGCUAUACCUGGCCCGGCCCAUCGUAAGAGGACCCACCGCCAUCCCUGCCUGCCUGCCUGACCCCCACCUGUCCACGUACCUGCUCCAGGGGGACAACAGGGGUGUGGUGACGGGGUGGGGAACCACAAAGUACCUGGGUAGGUCCUCACGGUUCCUCAGGAAGGUGGCGCUCCCGGUGGUCAGCCACCACUCCUGCAGCCUGUCUAGUGAGCAGGUGAUCACAGACAACAUGUUCUGUGCAGGAUACCUGAAGGCCAGCAGUGACGCCUGCAGUGGCGACAGCGGCGGUCCCUUCGUGGUCAACUACAGGGGGACGUGGUUUCUGACCGGCAUCAUCAGCUGGGGCGAGGAAUGCGCCGCCAGUGGCAAAUAUGGCGUCUACACCCGUUUGGGGAACUUCCUGACCUGGAUCAGAACCACCAUGGCCAGAGUGGACUUGAACGCCACGCAGAGCUGAAGACGCUUUUGUUUUUGUGAUGAUGAUGAAUGAGGACGGGUAUUGAGGACAGACAAUAAAGCAUGUGUGAAGACGUGUAUUUGAUACGUACACCUCUUUAGCGCUCCCACCAGGAGGCACUGCCGGUGCGGUUCUGUAUCCACUCCACGUAUUUGACCACGCG
Messenger RNA from Dunckerocampus dactyliophorus (ringed pipefish), 1835 nucleotides. RefSeq names its product coagulation factor VII. The coding region runs from base 275 to 1672 and encodes 465 amino acids. Lineage: Eukaryota; Metazoa; Chordata; Actinopteri; Syngnathiformes; Syngnathidae. The record is from RefSeq and is a predicted model, not a curated record. Gene Ontology annotation, cellular component: extracellular region. The transcript is spliced from 11 exons. Gene Ontology annotation, biological process: blood coagulation; proteolysis. Gene Ontology annotation, molecular function: serine-type endopeptidase activity; calcium ion binding.